Zingiber officinale is the source of this 2000-nucleotide messenger RNA. RefSeq names its product protein NRT1/ PTR FAMILY 8.3-like. Gene Ontology annotation, cellular component: membrane. The record is from RefSeq and is a predicted model, not a curated record. Gene Ontology annotation, molecular function: transmembrane transporter activity. The transcript has 5 exons. NCBI's taxonomy places the organism in Eukaryota, Viridiplantae, Streptophyta, Magnoliopsida, Zingiberales, Zingiberaceae. Bases 112 to 1824 code for a protein of 570 amino acids. Gene Ontology annotation, biological process: transmembrane transport.
AGAGUUAUCACGGGUCAACCAAGGAGGCUUUAUAGUCGAACUGUAAAGUAGAAGAGGUAGGCGAGCUCCGUUGCUUCUCCAUUCCAGAUCUCAGGUGGCUGCGGCAAGGCGAUGGAGAGAGAGGAGGGUUUGGAGUUGGAGAGCGGAGAAGGAAGACCCUUGCUCCCUUUGAAUGCAGCCUCAAUCCAAUCUGAGAAUGAAUUGCGAGGACCUCGAUCACACUAUAGACCUGGUGCCUCAAAAGCACCAGGAAUUAUUUUAGGAUUUGAAUAUUUGGAUAGCGUUGCCUUUAAUGGCAUUGGAGCAAACUUGAUUGUGUAUCUUCAUACUGUACUGCAUGGAAACAAUGCUGCAAAUGCAGCAAAUGUGGGUACUUGGAGUGGAACAUGUUUCUUGACACCAUUGUUUGGAGCUGUUGUUGCUGAUACCUAUUGGGGAAAUUACAAGACGAUAUUGAUCUCCCUUGUUGUGUAUCUUCUUGGAAUGGUUACUAUCACUUCCUCUGCGUUUUCGGCAUCAUCAAAGCUCUGCGAGGAUGGGACAUGCCAGUCAACAACUACCCUUCUUUUCUGUGGGUUAUAUCUUGUUGCCAUUGGAAGUGGAGGUGUCAAGGCUGCACUUCUCCCCUUUGGUGCAGAGCAGUUCGAUGAUGAGAAUCCAUCAGAUAGAGAGAAAAAAGGAGCUUUUUUUGGUUGGUUUUAUCUUUGCAUCACCUUAGGAGCUCUCACAUCGAUGACUUUCAUAGUUUGGAUACAAGAAAAUAUUAGUUGGGGACUUGGAUAUAGCAUUGCAACAUUCUGCAUGGCAGCCGCCUUAGCAGCUUUUGUAUUGGGCACACCACAUUAUCGGCUCCGGUUGCCAAGUGGCAGUCCAUUGCAAAGUAUUCUUCAGGUUCUUGUAGCUUCCUACAAGAAACGGAGUGCUGAGAUUCCCAGAGAUAGCAGUCUCUUGUAUGAGGUGAACAAGGACUCAUCGAAUGGAGGGCAGCAGAGAUUACCACAUUCAAAUGGAUUCAGGUUCUUGGACAAAGCGGCUACCAUUUCCGCCCUGGAUCUGAAAGAUGGUUCUCCCGAGAGCUCAUGGAGUCUAUGUACCGUUACUCAAGUUGAAGAGUUGAAGAUGUUCCUACGUCUGAUUCCAAUCUGGGCUAACAGUAUAAUCUAUGCAGCCGUGUUUGCGCAAAUGUUUACCACCUUCAUUCAGCAAGGGAGUGCAAUGAACACCAAGGUCGGUUCAUUUUCCAUCCCUCCUGCAUCCCUGUGCUCGUUUGAAAUCAUAAGUGUCAUGGGAUGGGUUUUUGUUUACAACAACAUCAUAGCCCCUGCUGCCAAGAGGUAUUUUGGCAAUGGAAUGGGUCUUUCCCAGCUACAGCGGAUGGGAAUCGGACGGUUUCUACUCAUCCUAGCAAUGCUUACUGCUGCUUACAACGAGAGCAAGAGAUUGGAGAGUAUUAAAGCCAAUGAAACCUUGAGCAUCGCAUGGCAACUCCCGCAGUUCUUUGUCCUAGCCAGCUCGGAGGUCUUCAAUAACAUCACCCAGCUUGAGUUCUUCUUUGCACAGGCACCCGACCGGAUGAAGAGCAUAUGCACAGCCAUGGUCCUCUUCUCAAUGUCACUAGGCAAUUACUUGAACUCAUUCAUCAUCACAUUCAUUGCAAUUGCAACAUCGGGAGGGGGACAGCCAGGGUGGAUCUCAAACGAUUUAAACAAAGGGCAUCUGGAUUACUACUUCCUGGUGUUGGCAGUGAUUUCGACGGUCAACUUUUUUGUUUAUAUUGCUUUCGCAAAGAACUACACCCUAAAGAAAGCUAUCUCAGACAGUUAAUGUGUUGAGGAAACUUAUCGAUUCGAGAACUUAAAAAUGCCUUGUUUGAUUCGUAAAACCUGCUCAAAGUAGAUGCUUUCAAAGCUUUCUGUGGUUGCAUGAUAUUGCAUAUGGAUGUAGUUAGCAGUUUGGCUAUCAUUCACAGUUUGGUUAUCAUUCACGAUAAGUUGUUGCAA